Molecule: messenger RNA, 1644 nt
Organism: Hordeum vulgare subsp. vulgare (domesticated barley)
Lineage: Eukaryota; Viridiplantae; Streptophyta; Magnoliopsida; Poales; Poaceae
Product: maturase K
Exons: 1
Coding region: 16-1551 (511 amino acids)
Biological process (GO): mRNA processing
Cellular component (GO): chloroplast
Source: RefSeq, a predicted model, not a curated record
CAAGUAGAAAUACAAAUGGAAAAAUUCGAAGGGUAUUCAGAAAAACAGAAAUCUCGUCAACAAUACUUUGUCUACCCACUUCUCUUUCAGGAGUAUAUUUAUGCAUUUGCUCAUGAUUAUGGAUUAAACGGUUCUGAACCUGUGGAAAUAGUUAGUUGGAAUAACAAGAAAUUUAGUUCACUACUUGUGAAACGUUUAAUUAUUCGAAUGUAUCAGCAGAAUUUUUUGGAUAACUCGGUUAAUCAUCCUAAUCAAGAUCGAUUAUUGGAUUACAAAAUUUUUUUUUAUUCUGAGUUUUAUUCUCAGAUUCUAUCUGAGGGGUUUGCGAUUGUUGUGGAAAUCCCAUUCUCGCUACGGGAAUUAUCUUGUCCGAAAGAAAAAGAAAUACCAAAGUUUCAGAAUUUACGCUCUAUUCAUUCAAUAUUUCCCUUUUUAGAAGACAAAUUUUUGCAUUUGGAUUAUCUAUCACAUAUAGAAAUACCCUAUCCUAUCCAUUUGGAAAUCUUGGUUCAACUCCUUCAAUACCGUAUCCAAGAUGUUCCAUCUUUGCAUUUAUUGCGAUUCUUUCUCAACUACUAUUCGAAUUGGAAUAGUUUUAUUACUUCAAUGAAAUCCAUUCUUUUUUUUCAAAAAGAAAAUAAAAGACUAGUUAAAUUCCUAUAUAACUCUUAUGUAUCAGAAUAUGAAUUUUUCUUGUUGUUUCUUCGUAAACAAUCUUCUUGCUUACCAUUAGCAUAUUCUGGAACUUUUCUGGAACGAAUCCACUUUUCUAGGAAGAUGGAACAUUUUGGGAUAAUGUACCCUGGUUUUUCUCGGAAAACCUUAUGGUUCUUUAUGGAUCCUCUUAUACAUUAUGUUCGAUAUCAAGGAAAGGCAAUUCUUGCAUCAAAAGGCAGUUUUUUUUUGAAAAAGAAAUGGAAAUGCUACCUUAUCAAUUUCUGGCAAUAUUAUUUCUUUUUUUGGACUCAGCCGCGAAGAAUCCAUAUAAACCAAUUAGCAAACUCUUGCUUCGAUUUUAUGGGAUACCUUUCAAGUGUACCAAAAAGUCCUUUGUUGGUAAGGAAUCAAAUGCUGGAGAAUUCAUUUCUCAUAGAUACUCGAAUGAAAAAAUUCGAUACCAUAGUCCCCGCUACUCUCCUCAUAGGAUACUUAUCAAAAGCUCAAUUUUGUACUGGAUCGGGGCAUCCUAUUAGUAAACCCAUUUGGACGGAUUUAUCAGAUUGGGAUAUUCUUGAUCGAUUUGGUCGGAUAUGUAGAAAUCUUUUUCAUUAUCAUAGUGGAUCUUCGAAAAAACGGACUUUGUAUCGACUAAAGUAUAUACUUCGACUUUCAUGCGCUAGAACUUUAGCUCGUAAACAUAAAAGCACGGUACGAACUUUUAUGCAACGAUUGGGUUCGGCAUUUUUAGAAGAAUUUUUUACGGAAGAAGAGCAAGUUUUUUCUUUGAUGUUCACCAAAACAACUCUUUUUUCUUUCAGUGGAUCACACACUGAGCGUAUUUGGUAUUUGGAUAUUAUAGGUAUCAAUGACCUGGUCAACCCUCUUAAUUAAUCAUUAGACAAAACUAAUAAACAGGAAAGGGUUGAUAAAUGAUCAAGAAAAAACUUUCAUAUUUUUCAUUCUGAAAUGUUCCUUUUAUUAUAA